UAUGAAUUAUAGAAAUUCUACAACCAGGUCUCUACUCCAAUGCUCCGGAAUGUUCAGUUCAACUAUCCCCAUACGUCAGUCACGGAUGUCACUCAAAACAGUUUCCAUAACUAUUUCGGAGGCUCAGAGAUUGUGGUGGCAGGAAAAUUUGACCCUGCAAAAUCAGAGCAAUUACAGAGCAUUAUCACGGCAACUUCGGCCAGCACAGAGUUAGUCUUGGAGACCCUGGCCCAAAUGGAUGAGUUGGAGGAUUUUCUAUCAAAAGACAAGCAUGCAGAUCCUGAUUUCACCAGGAAAUUGUGGGCCUAUCUGACCAUCAACCAACUCCUAGCUGAGCGGUAAGAAGUACAUACACCACAGGGAU
Myotis davidii is the source of this 364-nucleotide messenger RNA. RefSeq names its product inter-alpha-trypsin inhibitor heavy chain H2-like. The transcript is spliced from 2 exons. Bases 40 to 342 code for a protein of 100 amino acids. The record is from RefSeq and is a predicted model, not a curated record. Lineage: Eukaryota; Metazoa; Chordata; Mammalia; Chiroptera; Vespertilionidae.